GUUGCGGUCGCAUUGUCUGUGUAUCUCCGACGGGUGGAGCUCGGUGUUUACGCCAGCGCUUCGAGCGCCUCGCAUCGCUGUAGCCAGUGGCCGCGAUUGUUGUCCCAGGCUGUGAGCCUGCGCUGAUUGAGUGCGGCCGCCCGGCCUUGAGUAACCGUCCGGAAUCCGGCAUCGCAUGGCCUCGGAGGAUCACUCGGCGUCUGGGCGUCGCAUGGAGGAAGUUUCGGGGAGCUGACACGCCGUGGAUCUGGUCGGCAGUCAGGCUCCAUACUUUACCGGACGCCAAGUUGUGAAGUGGUUUUCUUGGAUGUACAAAAUAACGGGUGUCCUCAUCAAGCAGCAACGGGGCGGGAGUAAGAGGAAAAAGAGGAGGAUGGCCGAGUCUACGUCACAGGAUGCUCUCGCCUCCGGUGGCGAAGAGGAAGAGGAGGAGGACCCGGACUUUGAGGAACUGCGUCCUCCCGAGGUGGACCCGCUGGCCGAACUGCUGGACCACGACGGGGAGAAGUGCGUCAUCCAGGGAGAUGGGGGAGACAAGAUGAACGUGUUGCCGCACGGAGGGACGUGCUUCUCGUUCUCGCGAGUUCACGAGCCGAGCUGCAGCCUGUUGACGCCCAACCGGCUGCUCACACUGCCCGACUGCCCCAUCGAGGUGAAGAUCGUCAAUGUCGAGCGGGACCACAGCAGCACGCACAUCCUCUACCCAAACCUGUACGUGAUCGAGCUUCGUCACGGAGACUUCCAGUGGUCCAUCCGGCGCCGGUAUAAGCACUUCCAGCAGCUCCACCAGCAGCUGCAGAUGUACCGCGCCGCCAUGUCCAUCCCUCUGCCCACCAAGAAACACCGCGAACGGCGGCGUAGCUACCGCGAGGACAACGCGCGCCGGCCGCUGCCCCGCUUUCCGAAAAAGCCCGAGAGUCUGCUGUCGCAGGAAGAGGUCCAGCAGAGGGCGGAGCAGCUGGAAGCUUACCUGAGCAACCUGGUCAUGGUUCCGGCCUACCGGAUGAACCCGCAUACGAUGCAGUUCCUCGAGGUGAGCCACCUGUCGUUCGUGGGCGGCUUGGGCCCAAAGGGCCGCGAGGGACUGGUCUACAAGAGGUCCGGUGGACACCAUAGUGCCAGGGGCUGCGUCCGGCUCCACUUCCUCUUCUACCAGUGCUGCAGUAGGUGGAGAAAGAGGUGGCUCAUCGCGAAGGACACCUGCGUGUUGUACGUCCGCCCUCGCGACGGCGUCAUCAAGUCGGUGCUCCUCAUGGACCAGGGCUUCCAAGUCCAGUCUGGCUUCAUGGCCACGGGGGUCAACCACGGCCUGCUCGUCACGAACCUCACAAGGAACCUCCUGGUGAAGUGCUGGACGAAGCGUAAGGAGCGGGAGUGGAAGGACCACCUGCAAGAGCUGGCCAAGACAACGGGACGGGACUUCACGCACCCGAACAGAUACGAUGCAUUUGCCCCGAUCCGCACCGCGAGUCGCUGCCGAUGGUACAUCGACGGGUCGAAGUACUGUGAAGCGGUGGCCCAUGCCAUCGACUUGGCCAGAGAAGAGAUCUUCAUUGCCGACUGGUGGCUCACUCCCGAGAUCUACCUCAAGCGUCCGGUGGUGCCAAACAACCGUUGGCGACUGGACCAGCUUCUGCAAAAGAAAGCUGAAGAAGGCGUGAAGGUGUUUGUGCUCCUAUAUAAGGAAGUUGAAAUGGCGCUCAACAUCAACAGCCUUUACAGCAAGCAGAAGCUGGUGGCCAUGCAUCCCAACAUCAAGGUCCUGAGGCACCCAGAUCAUGUGACCGGUGGCAUUCUCCUAUGGGCUCACCAUGAGAAGUUGGUAGUCGUCGACCAGAAGUUCGCCUUCCUGGGAGGGUUGGACCUGUGCUACGGACGCUGGGAUGACUUCAACCACAGGCUCACAGAUGUAGGUGGAAUUCAAAUGCAGAGGCAGAUCUCCAAGUCGGAGCAGCCGGAAGUCAACACAUCUAUGAACGAGGUGGCCAACAGACUUCUCGCGUCACACCGGUUACGAAGGCAGCAAUCUGGUGGAGAUGGUGCGCUCAACGAAGGAUACGGGGCAAUCGAUGCCGCUGAUGGAGGUGGCGAUGUGACACCGCCAGCUGGCGCCACGGACACUGAUGCCAGGAACCGAGGCAGGCGCUCCCUGGCGGGCGGCAGGCUCUCCACGGGUGCAGCCGCCAGUGGUGGCGCCGUCUACGUCGACCAAGAAGAGGGCAGGGUGGUCGUCGGUGAUGAUGGCUCAUCUAGGAUAGCGUCCAACCUGAUGCGCGCCCGUCGUGUCUUCCGAGCCGUCACGGCAUGCCAGAAGCUAAAGAAGCAACAACAAACGGAGGGUAUGCAAGCUUUCCAUCGGCACAACCGGACGGGCUCUCUGGACUCUCUUAAUAAUCUUUGUGACGUGCCCCGCUCAGAGCUGCGGGCCAGCUCUCUUGAAGACGACCUGGGUCUCCAAGGAUCGGCCAAGUACUGGCUUGGCAAAGACUACACGAACUUCAUCUUCAAGGACCUCACCGAAGUGGACAACCCUUUUGUCGACAUCGUGGACCGCAACGUGACGCCCCGCAUGCCGUGGCAUGACAUCGGAGCUGCCGUCAGUGGCGCCGCUGCGCGGGACAUCGCGCGACACUUCGUGCAACGUUGGAACUUCACCAAGUUCGAGAAGGCUAAGCAGCACGAAAACUACCCGUGGCUGCUACCAAAGUCCUACCAGGACGUGGAGCUAGAGUCGACGCUGCCGGAGACUGCCAUUGGCACGCUCUUCACCGCAGACUGCCAGAUAUUGCGUAGUGCGAGCAACUGGUCUACGGGCAUCAAGGCGGUCGAGUCCUCCAUCCACUCCGCUUACAUCGACAACAUCGUCAACGCCAAGCACUACAUCUACAUCGAGAACCAGUUCUUCAUCACACUCGAACAAGGCAACCCGACCGUCGAGAACCAAAUCGGCGAGGCACUUUUUCAGAGAAUCCUCAAGGCACACAGGAACAAACAGAACUUCCGGGUGUACGUGGUGAUGCCCCUGCUUCCAGCGUUCGAAGGCGAAGUGGGCACUGACACGGGAGUGGCCAUCCAGGCCAUCACACACUGGAACUACGCUUCCAUGUGCCAUGGCGACUCUUCGAUUCUCGAGCGCCUCAAGGCGGCGGACGUGCCCGACCCAACCAAGUACAUCGACUUCUUUGGACUCAGGAAACACGACGAGCUGCACGGAAAGCUGACCCAGGAGCUUGUGUACGUGCACAGCAAGCUGAUGAUCGUGGACGACGAAGUGACCAUCAUCGGCUCGGCGAACAUCAAUGACCGCAGCCUCCUGGGAAGGCGCGACAGCGAGCUGGCUGUUGUGGUGCACGACACGGAACGCGAGAAGAGCAUCAUGGACGGCCGCAUCUACUCGGCGGGACGGUUCGCGGGGUCGCUGCGACGCAGCCUGUUCCGCGAGCACCUGGGCCUCCUGGAGGGCGACGGCAGCUCGAACGGCAUCGAUAUCAGGGAUCCCGUCUCGUCAUCCUUCUACGACGGCGUCUGGAGGACCACUGCACGCCGCAACGCCCAGAUCUUCGAGAAGGUAUUCCGCUGUAUUCCAUCGGACAGCGUGCGUACAUUCGCUGGCCUGCGGGAGUUCACUGCCAUCCCUGGUCUGGCCGAGACUGACCCCGACCAGGCCCGCAACGAACUGCGAGAGGUCAGAGGGCACCUGGUCGACAUGCCCAUGGAUUUUCUUGCCGAAGAGAGCCUCACGCCGGCUGCCGGCACCAAGGAGGCUCUUAUGCCCAUUGUUCUUUGGACCUGAAGGAGGCACUUCAAGGUUCUGAGCAUCGAACACUUGUGCACAGGAAGGUUCAGUGUCCGUACAUUGAAAAUGCUUUCUUUGUCUUCCCACCGCGUGAGACACGACGAGGGGGCAUCAGUAGUCUUACUGAUAUGCAUAAAUGCUUGAUCGUCAAGCUGUGCAACCUUAUGGCGCUUCGAGCUGUCAGCAUGUGCUGACCGUGUGUUUUAGUAUUGAGUUUGGUGGUGCCUGCCCACUGAAAUAUUUGUCUGACAGUGGCUGUGAAUCGGUGGGUACUCAAAUGCAAGGCAACACGUGAAUAUGCAAGAAGAGCCUGUAUACCGACGCAGGAAGCAGGUCAGAAAGAUCACACACCCAAACUCUGUGCGAAGUUUGCUUCUAAAUUACUUACGUCCACUCUCAUUGCUAUUGUGUGUAAAAGGUCGGCAAGGAAGACUAUUUUACCACAUUUUUCUGGCUUCCUGCUUUCUUAUGAUGAGAGGAGGCAGAAGAAAUACGUAAAAUUCUAGUUUUGAUAUGCACAUGUGGGGCUUCCUAUUUGGCUAAAAUCAAGGCUUGCUCAAUUCGAAAGUACCUGCAUUUUCGUACUCACGUAUUUUCAGCAACAAUGAAGAGACUUCUUCAUCGACAUUCAUCUAUGCAUACUUUAUUACCUGUUGCAGGUUCAUUGAGAAACAAGUCAUUAUAACUACCAUCUUUAUUUCGCGUUCUGUUGCCGUUUUCACAGUGCAAUUGCUAUGAGAGUACUAUCCUGAGAUGUCUAAAUUUUACCCACAGUCUGCAUAAUUAUAGUGACUUUGGUACUCUCUAGCUAUCAUGUCACAGUUACUUUGAAGGUUAUCACUUGUGUGGAAACAUUUGACAAUCAAAAGUAACAACACUCUAUUGCCUUGCUACAUAGGUCUCUUUAACAGACUUUUCUCCUGCAUAAGCAUACAAGACAGUGGUAUAUCAUUCAAUUAGAGCUUAGUUUCUGUGUAAAGCACCUGCAGUUGUCAUGAGUCAUUGGCAAACAUGUCGUGUACCUGAAAAAAAGUUGUUACGUGCAAAGUGCACUAUCUGAAAAGUGUGGAUCUAAAACUAAUAAUCAGAUGAGCGCGUCAGACUUGGAAGAUCUGGCUGAUUUUGGGAAGCUCCCAUCUUCGCAGUUCAGUUGCGAAGGUGUAUGUUAGCUUACAGAAGUUGAAAAGGGGGGAUGAGUGGUGGUGCGGUUGUCACCUGCUAGCCCUCGUGUUGUGUAGGUGGAAGCCUGCAGAAUCAGAUAUCUGAGCUUCAUCGUGGAAGGUCGAAGCUGACGGGAGGCCUAUUUCAGAAAGUGCUGACUGCAGCUCUUGCAUCGUAAGGUCAACUACCGAUAAACAUUGUACUGAUAUAUGGAGAGUGGUUUAACUACAUACAAAUUGAAUAUGAGAUGGCCCUUCGGUAUGAGAGUAGAGAUUUAUAAUAAGCGCUUUAAAGCUCUAAGCUUUACUACUGCUUUCAGGUAUUGCUUGACUGGGCUUGCUAUUAUUCCAUUAAAACUUAUCAAGAGCCUCGGGUGAGAAGAUUCUAAGAAAAGAAAUGAACACCUCAUUUGAUCUUUCUGUUGCUACUUACAAUAAAAUAUCAGCUUUGAAACCUCUGAAA
Messenger RNA from Rhipicephalus microplus (southern cattle tick), 5419 nucleotides. RefSeq names its product Phospholipase D (gene Pld). The record is from RefSeq and is a predicted model, not a curated record. Lineage: Eukaryota; Metazoa; Arthropoda; Arachnida; Ixodida; Ixodidae. Gene Ontology annotation, cellular component: intracellular membrane-bounded organelle. Gene Ontology annotation, biological process: phospholipid catabolic process; regulation of vesicle-mediated transport; intracellular signal transduction. Gene Ontology annotation, molecular function: D-type glycerophospholipase activity; phosphatidylinositol binding.